Messenger RNA from Cotesia glomerata, 1099 nucleotides. Its product is annotated as carbonic anhydrase 2-like. Gene Ontology annotation, molecular function: zinc ion binding; carbonate dehydratase activity. The transcript has 6 exons. Lineage: Eukaryota; Metazoa; Arthropoda; Insecta; Hymenoptera; Braconidae. The record is from RefSeq and is a predicted model, not a curated record. Gene Ontology annotation, cellular component: cytoplasm. The coding region runs from base 19 to 1026 and encodes 335 amino acids.
CGUCGAAAAAACAAUAAUAUGAAUUUGGGUAAACGACAUAUUUUUUUCUUCGCUCAUCUUAUUCAUUUAAUAUCAUCUUGGGAGUACAAAGAUGUUGGUUUGUGGGAAAAUGAAUAUCCAUCCUGCGGUGGCGCACAACAGUCUCCAAUAAAUCUUGAUGAUAUCGAGCAAAGUGAUAAUUCAGGAGGAACAAUCACUUUCAAGCGUUAUAACAUAACUCCUAAAAAAAUGACGAUAAAAAACAAUGGACAUACUGUGGAAAUAAAGCCCGAGUGGAACGGCUCAUCUAAGCAAAAGCCUAGGGUCAUUAAGGAUGGCACAGAAUAUGAAGUUGUUCAAUUACAUUAUCAUUGGGGCUCUUCUGAUGAUAGUGGAAGUGAACAUGUAUUUAAUAAAGUCAGAACAUCACUAGAAGUACACGUAGUUCAUUGGAAUCCCGAUUACGGUAGUUUUGAUCCAGAACAAGGAGAUGGAAUACUUGUCAUUGGAAACUUAUAUAUAACUGAUGAUAAAUACAGUGCUGAAUAUUUGAACGGGGUGAUAUCUUCGUUUCCUAAUAUUAAUGAACCAGAUUCCGAACCUGUUGAAAUUGAACCAUUUUCAUUGUCAAAGAUACUUACUGAAAGCUGGGCUGAUGCUUAUCUUACUUAUACUGGAUCUUUAACGACACCACCGUGCAGCGAAGGUGUUUCAUGGGUUAUAUUAAAUAAUCCGAGCACAGUUGAUAGUCGACAGAUGGAAGCAUUCCGUACUAUUAAAUUUUCUCAUGGUGAUGAUCACAACAAUCGUCCGCUUCAAUCACCAAAUUCGCGACAAAUAACUCGAGUUUCAAGAUUUCAAUCAAAACUCAUGAUCUAUUUUGUUUCAUUUACGUUAAUGAUGGAAAAUUGGAUGCAUUUAAGUGUCAUUAAAAAUUUUUGUAAAAUCCUGCUUUCACACACCUUUUGCUCAUAUUGUAACACCGUGAUUAUCGAUUACCUUCACUUUAUAGAUGAGUUUCAAAAUAUUUAUUAUUAUAUAACAUGAUUUAUUUAUUAUUGUAUUACUUAUCGAAACAUAUUGGUCUCAAUAAAUAAAGACAAAACGUCGCAAAUUAACA